AUGGACUAUGAUAUCAAAACAGUGGAUCAGCGUCCACCGAGGGUCGUUCCCAAUCACAACGGGUCCUCCACAAUCACAACGGGUCCUCCACAAUCACAACGGGUCAUCCACAAGCACAACGGGUCCUCCACAAUCACAACGGGUCCUCCACAAUCACAACGGGUCCUCCAUAAUCACAACAGGUCCUCCACAAUCACGAUAGAUCCUCCACAAUCACAACGAGUCCUCCACAAUCACAACGAGUCCUCCACAAUCAUAACGGGUCCUCCACAAUCACAACGGGUCCUCCACAAUCACGAUAGAUCCUCCACAAUCACAACGAGUCCUCCACAAUCACAACGAGUCCUCCACAAUCACAACGGGUCCUCCACAAUCACGAUAGAUCCUCCACAAUCACAACGAGUCCUCCACAAUCACAACGAGUCCUCCACAAUCAUAACGGGUCCUCCACAAUCACAACGGGUCCUCCACAAUCACGACGGGUCCUCCACAAUCACAACGGGUCCUCCACAAUCACAACGAGUCCUCCACAAUCACAACGGAUCCUCCACAAUCACAACGAGUCCUCCACAAUCACAACGGAUCCUCCACAAUCACAACGAGUCCUCCACAAUCACAACGAGUCCUCCACAAUCACAACGAGUCCUCCACAAUCACAACGAGUCCAUGCAAUUGCAGAAAAAGAAGGCAAAGGGACUUAAUAAAAAGGCCAUAAUUCCAGAUCCAUAUCACCUCGUUGCAGGAAACGACGAGAAAGGAACUUUUCAAGAAAGACAAAAAGCCUUGGCCAGUUUCCAUGAAGAUGUAUCAUCUGGGAAACUUUAA
Messenger RNA from Procambarus clarkii (red swamp crayfish), 825 nucleotides. The record is from RefSeq and is a predicted model, not a curated record. Lineage: Eukaryota; Metazoa; Arthropoda; Malacostraca; Decapoda; Cambaridae.